UGUCUUCUCUUGGUUCAUCUUUUCGCCGUCAACGCGUCCAAGCUGACCAGCUCUCGAGGCUUUGCUCACGCCUCUGGGCAGCCAGUUUCGAGAUUUGGUCCCAUCCUGGCCAGCGCUCUCGCCCCAUCAUCAUUCACCUUCAACGUCAGCACAACCCUUCAGCAUGGCCGAAUCCCGCGUGGACAUUGACGCAGCCGACCCUCUGCCUUUGAACCGUACCAGCUCCUUCGGCCAAAAAGAACCCCGUCCCUCUUUUCGUGCCGUCUUCACGCACGGACGGCCUCCGUGGUAUCGCUUGGAUGGCCAUCAAGAAAAGGCCCUUGUCAUUGGCGUGUGUGGUGGCAGCGCCAGCGGUAAAACCACGUUGGCCAACCGCAUCAUCGAGUGCCUCAACAUCCGCUGGGUCUGCCUUCUCUCCAUGGAUAGCUUUUACAAGGCAAGUGUUUUGAACGAGGAGGAACACGCCCGCGCAGCCAAAAGCAACUACGAUUUCGAUUGCCCCGAGGCUUUUGAUAUCGAUCUACUUGUGGAAACUCUCAAGGAGCUCAAGGCCGGCCGUUCCGUUGAAGUGCCGACCUACAACUUUGUCACUCACUCGCGUGAGCCCGGCUAUACCAUGUAUGGCGCCAACGUGAUCGUUUUUGAGGGUAUCAUGGCCUACUGCGAUCAACGUGUGCGCGACCUCUUGGACGUCAAAAUCUUUGUUACAGAAGACGCCGACGUUCGCCUAGCUCGCCGCCUGCUGCGUGACACCAACGAGCGUGGGCGCGAGGUGAAGGGCUCCAUUACGCAGUACAAUCGCUUUGUGUAUCCAGCUUUCAAAAAUCACAUUGAGCCGACCAUGCAGUUUGCUGACCUCGUCAUCCCUCGCGGUGUCUCCAACCCUGUUGCAUUGGACCUUAUUAUUACCAAGGUCAAGGAGGGACUCGCCAGUCGCGGCCAUGAUCUCAGAGGCAUGGCAGCUCGUGAUGGUGAUAUGGAAGACCCUUCUUCUCUCCAUUACGUGCCCGCUUCCGACCAACUUCACGGUCUUAUGACCACCAUUCGUGAUCGCGACUCUUCACGCGAUGACUUUGUUUUCUCGACUAAUCGGGUGCUGCGCCUGACGGUCGAGCAUGCGUUGUCACUCUGCCCUUUUGAGGAUGUGGUUGUCGAGACGGCUGUCGGCACCUACCUCGGUCGCCGAAGGACCCAUCAGAUCACGGGCGUGUCCAUCGUGCGUGCCGGCAUGAGCUUUGAAGAACCCCUGCGCCAAUGUGUGCGCGACGUUAACAUUGGUCAAAUUCUGAUCCAGACAAACCUCACCACAGGCCAGCCCGAAUUUUUCCACAAAGUGCUGCCCAAUGGCAUCUCCAAUCACAAGGUCAUGCUCAUGGAUGCCACGCUGGCCACUGGUGCUUCUGCCAUGAUGGCUAUUCGUGUGCUCAUGGAUCAUCACGUGCCGGAGGAGAACAUUAUCCUGGUGGUCUUGAUGGCCGCCUCCAUGGGUGUGGCCCAAGUGGCGUAUGCCUUUCCAAAGGUGCAAAUUGUUGUGGCUGCCAUGGAUCGUGUUGUCGACAACCAGUUUCGCAUUCAUCCCGGGCUCGGGAAUUUCGGCGACCGUUUCUACGGCACCGAGCAUCUUGGAGACCGCACUACCACCUCGCCAACCUAAGAAAAUGUCCUUUUGCAGAUGUGCCUGUGCGUGGUGCCCCCUCUCCUUUGGCGUGCCACUCGCCAGGGCGUUGCCGCGCCAUCCCAUCCCAGCCAUCAACCACUAGAGGGCUAAUGGCUUUGGACUGGUUUGAGUGUCCACCUUGAGAGGGGUAGAGUAAUUUUUUUUCCCCCCAUUUUUCAUUUUGUGUAUUCAUGUGGUUCUUGUGCGCUCUCCUGCGAACUGCCGGGAUUGCAAUUUGAGAGUGGAUUGGGAGGGUGACUGGGAAGCGCAGGUCAGCGGGCAUGUUGUGGUGUCGUUUGACUGCAAACGCCCGUGCGAGUAUGUUUCCUGCCGCCCCAAGCAUCGUCCUUUGCCGAAUCUUUGACCAAUUUUAUCUUCAAUGUGGG
Messenger RNA from Monosiga brevicollis MX1, 2043 nucleotides. RefSeq lists its product as uncharacterized. Gene Ontology annotation, molecular function: ATP binding; kinase activity. The transcript is spliced from 16 exons. The record is from RefSeq and is a predicted model, not a curated record. Gene Ontology annotation, cellular component: cytoplasm. NCBI's taxonomy places the organism in Eukaryota, Choanoflagellata, Craspedida, Salpingoecidae. The coding region runs from base 164 to 1654 and encodes 496 amino acids.